Seminavis robusta is the source of this 753-nucleotide messenger RNA. Lineage: Eukaryota; Bacillariophyta; Bacillariophyceae; Naviculales; Naviculaceae. The record is from the annotation of a GenBank genome assembly.
AUGCAAGGGUCUACCACGAACAAUGCCGCAGCGGUGACAAUGAAUGAUCUAUUGGCUGCAACGCAGAAUCUCGCUACCAUUGACAAGGCUCUUGGGGACAUUCGGCGCCUCCUGGAAGCCAAAGCAUCCUUGGAAGCGGAUGUCCAGGCCCUCAAACUGGAAAAGGCAAGGCUCGCCCAAGAGGUCUCGGCGUUGCGGAACGAGCAAAUAGACGCAAGUUCGGUGAGGGCCAGCAGCUUGCCGGAUCUGCACUUCGACUACGACGAUGACAGUUCCAGCAGCGACGACAGCGAAGAAGAGCUGACCCAUAGUGAACGCAAAGCCAAAGCUCCGGAGCGCUUUGUUUGCCCACUUACAUUGGAGAUCAUGAAUCAUCCCAUGCUGCAAAAGGGCACCAAGAACAACUACGAACGCGGUGCCAUCUUGGAAUGGAUCUACUUUGGCAAAGCCACCUGCCCCUUGACGCGCAGAAAGCUACAUCCUGGCGACUUUGUCUUGAACGAACCUCUUCAACGUGAAAUUGAACAGUGGAGGGAGAAGUAUGACAUGCAGGACGAAUCUGCGCAGGAAGAAGAUAUGGAUUCUUCUGAGCUCGUGCCCACUCUCACGCCGGAAGAGGAACAACGUAAUCAGAAACGAUUGUCUUUGGUCCAGACCAAACGAAACGGAUCCACCAAGAACUUGAUGGGCCUACGGGAACGCAUCCUUCGAAAGCGUGACGCUCGUGUCGAACGUCGCAUGUCUCAACGCUAG